UCGAUAUAUUACCAAAUAAAAGCGAUGAGACGGAAAGACUCUUAUUUUACCAAGUAUAAUGUCACUUUUCCUUGCGUAUCUGUACGUGAUGACGUAAGACGCCCGAAGAACAAAUCGACGCAUGAUCUGAUAGAAAGAGGCGCCGGCGGACAAGAGGACAUGGCUGUGAACGUUUAUUCCACUUCAGUGACUAGCGACAAUCUGAGUCGCCAUGACAUGCUCGCGUGGAUCAACGAGUCUCUACAGAUGAACUUCACCAAGAUCGAGCUUUUAUGUUCAGGUGCAGCCUACUGUCAGUUCAUGGACAUGCUUUUUCCAGGCUGCAUACCGUUGAAGAAAGUAAAAUUUGGUGCAAAGUUAGAGCAUGAAUACAUUCACAAUUUUAAGAUAUUGCAGGCUGCCUUCAAGAGGAUGGGUGUUGACAAAAUUAUCCCGGUUGACAAGUUGGUGAAGGGCAAAUUUCAAGACAAUUUUGAAUUUGUUCAGUGGUUUAAGAAGUUCUUUGAUGCCAAUUAUGAUGGAAAAGACUAUGACCCAGUGGAAGCGCGACAGGGCCAGGACACCAUGCCUGUACCCAACCCAACCAUGCCUGCCCUCAGCAAGCCCAGGAAGAUCAUGAAUGCAGCACCACAGAGAGCAGCGGUUGCAAAGGUGACACCCAAGAUGGCACCUGGCUCUGCGCGGAGACCUGGUGCUGGUGGUGAUGAGGAGAGGGCGGAGCUUAUUCAAGAGUUAAACAUCUUGAAGUCUACCAUCCAGGACAUGGAGAAGGAGCGGGACUUUUACUUUGGCAAACUGAGGAACAUUGAGCUGAUCUGUCAAGAGAAGGAGGGGGAGGGAGACCCCACCCUGCAGAGGAUUGUGGAUAUUCUCUAUGCCACAGACGAGGGGUUUGUUAUACCAGACGCUGAGUUGGAGGACCAGGAGGAGUUCUAAUGCUCGUGAUUUGCUGCAGUUUUACCUUCCUCUCACCUUUCCAUUCCCGUCCUCUCCACACAGUCACUACCCGCCAUCCACACAUCAUAUUACGCAUCUGGACUUCCAAACAAACUCCAUGCGUCUGCUAAAGCAUGCAUAGACACUUCAUGAAGAAAGAACCGUUUUAAUGCCCUCAGACCUCUGGCUGCCACGAUACCCUGUGUUUCUCUCCGAGGAACAGUGCGUUUCCUGUCUGUAAUAUAUGAUCUAACAUUGCUUUCCUCUUUCAGCGACUUCAGACACCUGCAGUUGUAUUUAUCUUAAAUGUCUCUGAAACGUCUUGGACACUUGCUCUGUAGUGAUUGAUAGGUGGCGUCUCCCCCUCACUGCUGUGGUACAUAUCUGUGAUCACGUCUUAGUCCGAACCGUACCUUACUGACACAAAACCCAGGGACGGAAUGACAAAACGUGUGUUAGUUGAUUGCAAAAAGCCUCUCUCUUCCUAGUUUCCACUCAUGGUUUUGGUGCUUGUUCUAGCGUAAGGCAGGUAGCAGUCUCCAGCGCUCCAGUCUAUCCUCAGUGACUGUGCCUUAUACAGACUGUCUGGAGGGAGUAGACCCAGUCUGACGUUUGUCUUUGUGUUAUGGAUGUAGUGAAGUCGACGCACGUGCUAACACUCAGUCGUGCACUUUGGCCUACAGGACGCCGAUGUACUGUGGUGCCACGGUUGCACGAGUUUAACUGUCUUUGUUAUAAUUUUAUUGCUUUUAUUUGAAACCGCUGGAUGAAGUUAGUAGCCACUACGUCGGCCACAAUUUGAGUUGACAAGACAAACACUCUCUUUUGGCAAAUGUUUGUUAUUCAAAGUUUUACAUUUACGUUUUCUUUUGUUUCUUUUAAUUAUUAUUUGUAGACGUAACGGCAGCAGCAGAAUAUUGGUCAUCUCAGACCCAAAUCUUUUAAAUACACAAGAUGAGAACGUGAAAUCUUUCGAGUUAUUUUAAAAUAUUGCACUCUUUCAAGACCAUUCCCCAAAUAACCAUGUCAAGCCGAUGAUACAAAUGCAGAAACACUAAAAAUAUCGACUUAAUGAGCUUUGGAGAUGAAAGCUUUACUUCUCACUCUGAAUUUGAUCUUUCCAGGCAAUGCUCGCUCACUUCAUUUGUCUUUUUUGUUUUUUUUGGGAGAUUCAACAUGAUUCUGACUUUAGAUCACUGUGCCAGCUCUGACUUUCUCCGAUGUGUAGCUUCAUUGUUUUCAUGUGCACCGGUCAUCCUCAAUCGAUCGGCAUUUUACUGUGUGUAAUUCUCAAUGUUGCAUUGUACAUCAAUAGCACAUGCAAAACCGGCAAUCAGAGUUGUUAUUGGUGCUAUCGAAUACCUUGACCCUUAAGAACUUGCCUGUUUGAGCUAGACAAGCCUUUUUGCUGGAUGUUUGGGUUCACUGGAUUAGAAAUAUAUUGCUGCGGUUGGGUUAAUAUAACAGCGCUGGAUCUGAUCUAAAUAGGAGACAAAAGGAAAGUAAGUGACACUUGCAUUGACAAAUAUGCCAUUGUAAUUUCACACAAGCCGAACUGUUAAAUAUUGGCACAAGGUGGAUGCAAGUAAAAAUGUGGACGGAAGUAGUUUGGAAGCAGGUAAUGUCUGUUAAAGGCAGUGAUUGACCCUUCCUUCCUUUCUUUCAAUGCUCUGUGGCCUUUAAGAACAAUCUGUAGCGAAGGUACUCAGUACAUCGUGGGCCACGCACCACGACAAAACUGUCUCUCUCCCUGAUUUUGUACUUGCAGGCUGUUAAGAGAUCCACAUUUUUAACUGAAGUCCAUUUCUUACAAUAAAACAGUAUUUACAUGUCUUUC
Molecule: messenger RNA, 2773 nt
Organism: Carassius auratus (goldfish)
Lineage: Eukaryota; Metazoa; Chordata; Actinopteri; Cypriniformes; Cyprinidae
Gene: mapre1b
Product: microtubule-associated protein, RP/EB family, member 1b
Exons: 7
Coding region: 25-936 (303 amino acids)
Molecular function (GO): microtubule binding
Source: RefSeq, a predicted model, not a curated record